CUUAAUACACCGAUUGAGCUUUGUAACGCGCCAUUAUAAUUUGGGAGUUCGAGACCCCGUUGGAGGGGUAAAAGUAGAGACAACCUUAUAAAUCUCCCAUUAAAACUUGAGAAAACGAAGUAUAAACAUCUAUCAAAAGCAUUCAAAUAAAAUUUAUUUAAUUAUUAAGUAUAAUCAGAAAACAAACUUUUUAUUUAAAGAUGCCGAAAGUUAAUUGUGCCGUAAUUGGUUGUGCAAAUAGUACAUAUAGGUUGAAAAAAUGGAAAAAAGAAAUAUGCAAUGAACACCAUCAAAAUAUAAGCAGAGAGGAAUGCUCAUUAUGUGAAAAGCCAUUUUUAUUAUACAAAUUUCCAUCAGUAAAUCAGAAAAAUAAAGAAAGACAAUUAUGGGUGAAAGCGUUAAGAAGAGAAUUUAUAAAUAAAACAUUAUGGCAGCCAACAGGUAGUGAUAGGGUAUGCUCUAUGCACUUUGUUGAUGGAAUUCCUUCAACUGCAAACCCUACGCCACAAUUAAGUCUUGGAUAUGGAAUACAAGCUAAUAAAUCUAGAAGAAAAUUAUUAAAACACCCUAUACCAUUAAAAAAGCAAAAACUUGACUGCACUGCAACUACAAGUUGUUCGACUUUUAUGACGCUUGCUUCAGGACAGUCACCUCAUUCUAAUGAUGUUUUAACAGAUUUAUAUGAAGAAAAUAGUUUACCAUUAGCAAAUGUAUCAUUUUUCUCGCCAGUAUCUGAUCAUUCGUAUUGCUCUCUACAAUCAAGUAAAGUUUGCAAAGUAUGUGUUGACAAGAGCAAUUUAAUCGAAUCACUCAUCAGUAAAGUGAACACGUUAACAUUAACUUGCCAAAAAUUAAAGCGUCAAAAGUUAUUUCAUAGUGUUAAAAGUUCAGUAUUUACAUGGAAAAAAAUUAAAACUGAUGCUAAAAUGAACUUUUACACUGGUUUAUCAACAAUCAAAUUAUUUGAGAAUUUGUUUCUACUAAUUAAACCAUAUUUACCAAAUUUAGUUUAUUGGUCUGGUCCAAAAAAGUUUACCAAUUCUAAAAACCAAAAAAAAUAUGCUUCAAUGAAAAAAUUUAAAAAACUAUCACAAAGAGAUGAGUUUUUACUUGUUUUAAUGCGAUUAAGAUUAGGUCUUCUAAAUCAAGACUUAGCUGAUCGUUUUGGCAUAUCCCCAGCAUUGUGUUCUCGUACAUUCACAACUUGGAUUAAAAUGUUAAGUCAAGUUUUAGGACAAGCAUUAGUUGUAUGGCUUCCACGUGAAUCUAUUCGUAACAAUCUGCCACCUGUUUUUGUGAAAGCUGGUUAUCAAAAAUGUAGAGUGAUUCUUGAUUGUGCAGAAGUGUUUAUAGAGCGUUCAAAGUCCCUUGAUAAGCAAUCAAGCACCUGGUCAGAAUAUAAGCAUCAUAAUACAUUUAAAUUUUUAAUAGGUGUUAGUCCAACUGGAUAUAUUACAUUUCUUUCUUCGUGUUAUGGUGGAAGAGCAAGUGAUAGGUUUAUUACAAGAGAUAGUGGUAUAUAUAAUCUACUAGAGAGAGAUGAUGAAGUUAUGGCUGAUCGAGGUUUUCAAAUUCAGGAAGAUUUAAUUUUAAAUUUCUGUACUUUAGUUGUUCCACCUGGUGCCCGCUUGAAAAGUCAAUUAACCACCAAAGAAGUUCAAAAAACUAAACAUGUUGCAAAUCUAAGAAUACAUGUAGAGCGAGCUAUUAACCGAAUUAAAACAUACAGAAUUCUAAAUGGAAGUAUGUCAAUUAGCAUGCUGCAACAUGCAGAUGACAUUUUACUAACAUGUGGUGCACUUUGUAAUUUAAAACCAAAACUGAUAGCAGACCCUAAACCAAAAAUAAGUACUCAUUAAGUAAAUUUUUUGUUGAGUCUUUUUUUAAAAAAAAAGGUUUUUUGUUUUUGUUUUAUUAUUACUUGUACAUGUAUUGUAUUUAUUAAUGUACCUUUGGGUGUUGUUAUUCGGUCUUAUCUCCUCAAUGAUGUAUAAAUGUUCUUAACUUUGCAGGAACUUUUUUUUAUUAAAAUUUAUUAAUUCUUUACAUUAAUAUCUUUAUUAAUAUUUCUAUCUUAUUUAUUAUUAAAGUUAGUUAUUUGUAAGAUAUAUGGUGUGAUAUUUUUUAAUGUUUUCUCCCCUUCUAAUGCAUAAAGUAUUUUAUGAUUUUAACUAUUUUUACUAUAAAACUAUUUUUAUAGAAUCAUAAAAGAUUCUAUUUUUAUAAAACUUUUUUGGUAUGUAACUUGUAGUUUUCCUAUAUUUUUAAAGGCAAUUAAGGAACUAAAAUAAUAUUUUAAAAAGGAGGAAACAAAGGAACUCAAAUAUUAUUGAGGUUGAUCGGUUAAUAGGAGGUAGAAUAAUUUACAUAUAAAUCUCUAUCGCUGUAUUUAGUGGACACAAAACAAAUCUAGUACCUUUUUUUAAAGUUGAAGGAUCUUCAAAUUUAAAAUCAGCUACAGGCAGCAUAAAUUAUAGCAACGACACUGAUUUUCGCAAUAAUGAAAUUAAUUUUUUGGCUUAGACAGUAAUGAAUUUUUUUUAGGGGUUCCAUAAGCAUAUUGUCGAUUAAAAAAAAAUUGAUUUUUUAUAUUUUCUGACUAGGUCAAACCAUGUCCAUAUUUGCCAACUAAAAAUCAAGACUGGGGUGGGGAGAGAUGUUUCACCUCAGCGGAGGCGGAGCGUUUUUAAAAGUGGGGCAGGGGAGGGGGAAGCAUUCCAAUUUCGCCCCUCCCUUCUCCGAAUGUUUUAGGAGCAGCCGUGGUGCAGUAGUCAGUUUGCUUACUUUAGAGGUUAGAAAUAAAGUUAAUCUUAAAAAAUCUUUGUUUCUGUUAAUUUAAAAAAGUUCAGGGGGCUAAUAACAAGGUUCUUUGACUAAAUUUUGAGUUUCAUUUCACAAAUAUUAUUGUCAUUGUAUGACAUCAGGGUAAAAAUAAUCUGAAAAAUAUCUUUAAAGUUAAGGAGGAGGCAAAAGCUACUUAAAUGAAUAGUGUGAGGUUGCGCAUGGCCCUCUCCACUAUCACUUACGCCGCCGCUGUUACGCCCUCUAUCGCCGGUUCUGACUUCUUCAACUGUUACUACUACUUUGGGUGUUGAGGGGUAGAUGCCUUCACUUACAAAAUUCGUUAUUUUUUUUCAAAAUUUGUUAUUUCUUUUCAAAAAUUGUUAAUUUUUAAAACAAAACGUAAAAUCUCAAAAAGUAAAAAUACGAACCUACAAUAGCAGUAUUUUACUUAUUACCUUUUGACCGUAUAAAUUUUAUGAAA
Molecule: messenger RNA, 3265 nt
Organism: Hydra vulgaris (swiftwater hydra)
Lineage: Eukaryota; Metazoa; Cnidaria; Hydrozoa; Anthoathecata; Hydridae
Source: RefSeq, a predicted model, not a curated record